Molecule: messenger RNA, 3972 nt
Organism: Pogona vitticeps (central bearded dragon)
Lineage: Eukaryota; Metazoa; Chordata; Lepidosauria; Squamata; Agamidae
Source: RefSeq, a predicted model, not a curated record
AGCAAACCCGGACAGAUUUCUCCUGGGAUGGAAUUAAUCUCUCUAUGGAAGAUACCACCUCCAUCCUUCCCAAGCUGAAGCGAAACUCCAAUGCCUAUGGGAUCGGAGCUCUUGCUAAGUCAUCUUUCUCCGGCGCCUUAGGGAUAUCUCGCAGCAUGAAGGAUCAUGUCACAAAGCCCACUGCCAUGGGUCAAGGUCGGGUGGCACACAUGAUUGAAUGGCAGGGAUGGGGCAAAGGCAGCAGCCAGCAGCAGAUUCACACUCACGAAACGGUGCGGAAGGAUGCAGACGCUUACUCUGACCUCAGCGAUGGGGAGAAGGAGGCCCGGUUCCUUGCAGGGGUAAUGGAGCAGUUUGCCAUCUCAGAAGCUACCCUCAUGGCUUGGUCUUCCAUGGAUGGUGAAGACAUGAGUGUCAAUUCCAGUCAGGAGAACCAGGCUGGCAACUACAAUGAAAACUAUCAGGAGAUGAUGGAGAACCAGGGUGAGAAUGUACAGGAUCACCUGACCCAAGCGCAGUACGACAGUUGGCCUCACUCCUAUGUCUCGCAGGGCAUGUACUGCCUAGGCUCAUCUGAUGCGUGGGAAACCAGUGACCAGUCCCUCAUUGCUUCCCCUGCUACUGGUUCCUACGUUGGCCAGAACUUUGAUGAAUCCCAACCUAACUUGCAGGAAAGUGUUUUGAUCCAGAACAACCUUAUCCAGCAACACCAGUUGCUGCAGCUGCAACAACAGCAACUUCAACAGCAGCAGCAGCUUCAGCAGUUUCAGCAGCUUCAGCAGCAACAGCAGCAGCAGCAACAACAACAACAACAGCAACAGCAGCAGCAGCAACAGCAGCAGCAGCAGCAACAGCAGCAGCAACAGCAGCAGCAGCUGCAACAGGCCCUUCUCCCAGAUACUGGCCUUGUAGACGUGUGGCCUGCUCAGACAGUUCCUAGUGGAGGCGGAAGUGGUGGCGGCGGCGGCGGCAGCAGCGGUGGCAGCGCUGAGUCCAGCACAUUUGUAGGAGUUCACCCAGGGGAGGACGCAAAUCCAUUGGUGGAGAAGGCUCCCGUGUUGAACCAGAAGCCCUCGCCAGAGGAGGAUGAUGCUGUAUGCAGGGACCUGGAGUCCCUUUCUCCCCGGGAGGAGCCAGAGCCUACUGCCCUUAGCCGCAAGGUCUCUGACGUUACCUCUUCUGGGGUGCAGUCAUUUGAUGAAGAGGAAGGCGAAGCCAACAACUGAUGCUGCCACUGAGGAACGCUUUGCCCUUAUGCAUGGGAAACACGGGUGGGGAAAAGUGUUAGGGAAGUCCCUCUCCAGCUCCUAAAUCUCCAGACACGCUAGCACACUUGUUUGUUUUUUUGAUUUAUGGGAAGGUAAGCCAAGGACCCAAAGUGCUAGGCUUUACUAAGUACCCUCCAUCCUUCCUGCACAUGUUGGACUGAACCUUUAAGACCUGUGGCCUUGGACACACAGGCCCAGGUUGCUCAGGGAAGGCGAGAUGGUGGCAUCACACAGACAUUGUUGGUCAUGGAUACAGUUUGUGCUGGUAGCAAGAAUCUGGAUUUUGGGAUAGAGAUUCUGUCUCAGUGGCCAACUGAGAGGAUGCUGCUACACACUGCUGCAGAGAUCAAAUGUAAGGUUAUAGGGAAGUGUUUGCAAUUGUGGCAUGACAGAACAGGAGAAGUAAGAAUGGAAGGAGUAGUAGCAAGCAUGGCAGCCAUAAGAUGGCUUUGUCAUAAAAUCUGCUAAUGAAAGAGAAAUGCUAUCAGAAAUGAAGCUCUGCACUAGAAGCCUAGAGGACAUAAUGUGAAGGGAGAGUUUCUUUCGGUGCAGAGUAUGCACUAAAAUCGGGAGUGAGGUUCCUGUGGAUACCAACCAUCCUAUAAUGCAGACAGAGUUGCUCUGUAAGUCUAGUCCAAACCUAAUUCUCCAGCACAUAUGCAUUGACUGCUGCAGAAAUCCUCCUUAUGCACCCCAUUCUCUCUGCCUGCCUGGGAGCUGGAGCGGGUUUUCUCCCCCAUUUACUAUUGGGCACUGCAUGCAGGGUAGGGAAAGAGGGAGGGGGGUCAUCUGCUAAUCUUAUAUGUUAUGCAGACACAGAGUCCUCUCUUUCCAGUUGUGUGCAAGGAAGACACGGAAAGCCAGCAUCUAUGGCUUCAUAUCACAGUUUCCCAGUUUACAUUAGGGCCUUCAUUAUUACUUUUUCCUUAAAUUUUUAUAUAUCCAAGGGACAGUUAUUUUAAGUAAUGGCUAACAGAGGGAACAGUUUGGAGGCCAACCUAGUGUGAGGUAAUAUUCCUUUCCUAGGAUCAUUGGAUCCUCUGUAGUGCCAAAAUACUGAUGAAGCAGUCACCAGGAAGAGGAUGAUUCUUCUCUCUUUCCAUUAAUGCCUGUCUUCUGCUCUUCCUUUAGUUCUUCUAUUUUUUACCCAUUGACCUAUAAAUAUUCCUCAGGCCUCACUGUGGUCAAAAAUGGGGAAAGGAUAAGUGGAUCGAUUUUCUCAUUUUGAGAGAGUUGUUUAUUUUUUUUGUUUGUUUUUUAUUGUUUGUAUCAAUAAUGCCAUGGCUUCUGGGCCUACACAGUUUGGUGCCUCUUGCUCCUUCACCAUGGCAACCAAAGGGGGCUGCAGUAAAAUAAUAAUCUUUUUUUAAAUCCAUUCCAACUCUCCAGCCUUCUGUGCAAUAUCAAAGGUGGGAGAAUAUAAUGAGGUGGAAUACUUACAUUUGUCAGGGCAAGCCAAAAGCAGGUGGUUAUUAGCAAGUGACAGGCAGUUAAGUGAACUAAACCUCUUGCCCAGAGGAGACUUUAAGGUUGCCAAAUAGCUAGGCGCCUUCAGGAAAUGGCCCUGUCUCCUCCUCUCUGGAAGUUACUUCUGCAAGCUUGAUAUGUUUUGUUAACCUGACAUUUAGAGGUGCUUUGCCACUAAUCCUAUUUUCUGCGGAGCUGCUGCUGGCUACAAGAUUGAGGAGUAAACCAUACUGCUUUGCUUACCCAGACGUGGAGCCCUUCAUGCAAGGAAAGAGACAGCAUGUUGGGUCCACAAUGUAAACUCGGAUUCACCUUCAGAUGCCAUCACUAAGGGGAGAAGUAGCGGGACACUUCUGCCCCUGCGGUUUUAAUGAAGAAGCAACAGAGAGCUUCAGUUCAUGGAUUUCAGAAGCCAGGAGGCUCUGUCUUCCCUUCUGCUGCACCUUCUUUGGACAUGUUGUCAUGACAAAGCUAUCUGCCAAAGGUCAGGCAGAGGCAGUCACCACAGAUGCAUGAAAGAUAAACCUGUUGUCAACCUUUUUCUUCCUUCUUUCCAUUUCCUUCCUCUUCUGGGCUCCUCGAGUAGGGAGGCUGCUCAGAUUCUGAGCACUGGGGAGCUAACCUCUCUUUCAAAAAUAUGUUUACACGCUAUGGUGCCAGCCUCUAAAGGCUAAGAGGGUUGGAUAUAACACUGCUCUGAAUAUGAGGGUGGAACCUCAUGUUCCUGUUUUUAUCUUGGUUUCUGCAUUCUGGCUGUCUGUAGCUUAUGAGAGAAUUCUUCUGGCAAUGGUGUUGUAUGAGGAUGAAAAGUGCAGAGGGCUCUUCACUGGAAGGAAAUGUUUAAUGAGAUUGUAGUCAUCCCAACAUAAUUGAGCCUUCAGGGUAAGGUUAAAGUUAUGAGAUAUUCCCAGUAUUGUGAUGGUUGGGGGUGUGCGUGUGUGGAGAUUCAAGCAACCUGUUGCUUCUUUCCUCCAAACUGCUAUGUUUCAUGUGCCUCUCCAGGACCAGGAGUAAACCUGGAUGUUUACGGUAAUUAUUUUCCAGUGUAAAUAUAUCCAGCUUUCAUCUUGGCAGUCUCUGGACUAGAUACAGAUAGCUCAUCUUGUUUGGAUCUGUUCUUCUACUGUCUUUCUUUUUUUAAGUUGCAAACAACUUGUGCAUUUUAUAAUAUCACAUGUCACAAAUGUUUGGGAGGUGUAUUUUGCUUUUGACUGGGGGACAAUGUAGAAGGACACAU